This is a messenger RNA of Paramecium pentaurelia, 2865 nucleotides long. Lineage: Eukaryota; Ciliophora; Oligohymenophorea; Peniculida; Parameciidae. The record is from the annotation of a GenBank genome assembly.
AUGAAUUUUUUCAAGUUCCUAUAUAGAGAACCAAUUAAACAUGAAGUAAAUCAAAAGUUCAUAAAACAUGUUAUUUAUUCAAAUGAUGAUGAAUAUUAAGGAGAAUUAGUGAAUGAUAAACGGCAUGGAUAAGGUACUUAUAAGUUUGUCUCUGGCAAUCGUUAUGAAGGAGAGUGGAAAAAUCAUUAGAAGCAUGGAAAAGGGAAAUUAUACUAUAAGAAUGGAGAAUUAUAUAUAGGUGAUUGGAUAGAGAAUAAAAAAUGUGGUGAGGGAAUGCAUUUUUAUAUUAAUGGUGAUAGAUAUGUAGGAGAAUGGAAAGAUGAUUAAAGAGAUGGAAUGGGAUUAAUCUAUUAAUCAGACAAAAACACUUUUUAUGGUAUAUAUACAUAGUAAUUAUAGGAUAAUUCAGAAUGAAUAAAAAAUUUGGAACGGGUUAUUUGUUUAAUUCAAGAGAGAGAAAAUAUUAUAAAUAAUAGUAUGAAUAAGAUAACCUAUUGGAUAAUGUAUAAAUAGAUGAACCACCUUUAUUUGUUUUAGAGAAGUUUCAUGUAAAGGCUGAAAAAAGUCAUGUUGAAAAAGAGAAAAUUGAAGAUAAUGUAAUUAAUGUUGAUGCAAGUCCUCCUAUUUAAGUAGAUAAUGAUAAAUAGAAAGAAUAAGUAGAAAGUUAAUAAGGAGAAUAAGAUCAGUAAUAAAAAGUAGAAUACAAAUCAAUAUAAUUAAUCAGUUCACAACAACAUGGAUUUUUAAGUUUAUAGGUUCUAGAAAAGAUUGAUUAAUUUGAGAAUUAAAAGAAUAGUAAUAUUCAUUAUUUAAAAUUCAGUGUAGGAAUGGUAAUUAGAAGAAGUAUGUGGAUGGCUUGAUUCACUUGAACUAGGAGAAUAUAAAGAAGAAUUUAUAAAAAAUUAAAUGACUGGAAAGACACUUUAUGGAUUGACAGAUAAUGAAUUGAAAUAAGAUUUAGGAAUCUCUGUCUUAGGUCAUAGAAAGAAAAUAUUAUAAUCAAUAGAAGAGUAUAAAAAAUAUUAUAUGAAAUUUAUGGAAGGCAAAAUUAGAUUAAAAAAACCUUUAGAAUCUUUGGAAGAGAGAAAAGGUUUAUAUACAUCAAUAGAAUAAUCAAGAUUUAAAAGCAUAUUUUCAUAUAUGGAGAAGAUUGAAGAGGAAUAAAAUGAAUAUCCAGAUAAUAAUAAGAAAGAAUCAAGUAGUGAUUCUUAUAACAGUUAUCGAAAAAAAAGAAAUACAAAAGAAUCCUAAAAAUCUCCAACUAGAUCUAUUUCUAAUGAUUCUGAUGAAAGUAACAUUAGUGAUAAUAAUAAAUCUGUAAAAUUAAAAAGAUAGAAAAGCAAAAAAAGUAAAAAAUAAUAAAGAAAAGUUACAUUGGAUUUAUAAAAAUCUGGAGAUUCUGCUGAUGAUGAAGAAGGAAAAUAAUAAUUAGCUUCUCCAUAUUGUAUUUGAUUUUAUCUAUUAUAUAUAGAAUCUCCAAAUAAAAUGAAUAAUAAUAACAUUAGUGAUUAAAAAAUAGACAUACUUGUUUUAAAUGAUUAUGUAAAUGGAGCUGAAGAAAUUAAAGAUAAAGAAUCUAAUGUAACAUUUGAAUUGUCUAGAUAAUAAUCAACAAAUAAAUAAGAAUUAUCUGAUUUUGUAUCUUCAAAAAGUCCUCCAUAAAUUAAUAUAAUAAAUGAUGAAUUAAAUUAACUUCAAUUAGAAAAAUUGCAAUCUAUUACUUUAUAAUUAUCACGAUAGAAAUCAGAACUUAAUGGAAACAAAUUCUAAGAUCAAGAUUCAUCAAGUUAAGAAUCAGAUGUAUCUGGAAAUGAUUCAAGUUCAGAUUCAUCUGAUGAUGAAAAAAUAAAAAAAAAAUAAAAGAGAUAAAAAGAAAUCAGAAAAGAAAAAGAAAAAGAUGAUAGAUAAUAGCAUCAUUUACCAAAAAAACUAUUAUUUAUGCUUAAAGAAUUUGGCAUAAAUGAAAGAGUGUUAAUAGUUUUCCAUGAAUUGAUUAUAGGAUAAAUAAUAGGAGAAGGAGGAUAUGGAGUAGUACAUAAAGGUAAGUGGCUUGGUUAAGAUGUAGCUAUUAAAUCAUAUGGUAAAAGGAAAUCUUAAGGAAAUUUGAAAUAUAAAUUAUAAAUGGCAGAUUUCUUAAAAGAAGUUGAGGUUAUAUCAAAUCUACGUCAUCCAAAUAUUGUUUUAUAUAUGGGUGUGUGUAUAAGGAAGUAGAAUUACUAUUUAAUUACUGAAUAUCUAGAGGAAGGCAGUCUUUUCGAUCAUUUACAUAAAAAGAAAACACAUAUAGAUCAAAAAGCUUUGAUGUAAAUAGUUGAGGAUAUAGCAUUAGGAAUGAAUUAUCUUCAUGGAAGAAAAGUUAUGCAUUGUGAUUUAAAAUCAUCUAAUGUUUUAAUUGAUCAAAAUUGGAAUGUCAAAUUAUGUGAUUUUGGUUUAUCUAGAAUAAAUAAAAAAAUUGAUCAUAAAAUUAAUAAAGGAGCAAGAAUAGGUACACCACAUUGGAUGGCACCAGAAAUUAUGAGAGGAGAAUCCUAUUAAGAAAAAGCUGAUGUAUAUAGUUUUGGUAUGAUCUUAUGGGAAAUUAUAACCUAAUAAAUUCCUUAUGAAGGUUUAUCUUAAACUUAGAUUAUUGGUUCUGUAGGAUAUGGUUAAGAUUAAGUGCCAAUACCUUCUCAUAGCAAUCCUCCUAUUUUACUUUAAUUAGCAAAGAAAUGUUUAAAAAAGAAUCCAGAUGAAAGACCUACUUUUGCAGAUAUUGUGAAUGAAAUUUAACAAGGAUAAAAAACAGAUGCAAAAUUAAAAAGUAUUAUUAUUAAAUCUUAUAUAUUAGAAUAAGCAAUAGAGCAGCUCAUGGACUUUUUUAGAUGA